This is a messenger RNA of Fopius arisanus, 3562 nucleotides long. RefSeq names its product pancreatic eIF-2alpha kinase (gene PEK). The record is from RefSeq and is a predicted model, not a curated record. The transcript has 2 exons. Gene Ontology annotation, cellular component: nucleus; cytoplasm. NCBI's taxonomy places the organism in Eukaryota, Metazoa, Arthropoda, Insecta, Hymenoptera, Braconidae. Bases 244 to 3123 code for a protein of 959 amino acids. Gene Ontology annotation, biological process: protein phosphorylation. Gene Ontology annotation, molecular function: eukaryotic translation initiation factor 2alpha kinase activity; protein binding; ATP binding.
AACAUCACGCAAACACAAUCACAACGAAUCAUCCAACCAAUCGCCACCAGCUGAUUAAUCAUAAUUCCCUCAGGGUUGAUUUCAAGUUCAUACUCGCUCACAGAAUCGAGUAAACGAGGUUUGAUACGUGUGAGGUGUUUUUUAUGGAGAUAAUAAAGAAAUGCGUGAUUGUGGAAUCACUGUGGUGAGAUUUCUUGGUGCUCUCAAGUGAUAAAUCAGCAGUAUUUUGAGUAUUUAAAAAAAAUGUCACAAUGGUUAUCACCGAGGAGACAUUUGAUGUUCGCCGUUUUUGUGACAAUAAGUGUCGUCGUCGGCGGGAAUAUCGAUGCACUAAAUGUUUGUGGACCUGAUACGUCUGACGAAACAUCAUCCAGUUUGGUAUUUGUGAGUACUCUUGAUGGAAAUCUGUUAGCCCUGGACCUGAAUAAAAAUGGAGAAAAGAAGUGGAGUGUUGAUUUCGAGGACAAACCGAUGCUGUCGUCUAGUAUUCACAAGCGAGAAUUGAACAAUGACGGCCACUGGGUGAGACUUAUUCCAUCCCUGAGUGGUGGUCUCUACAAAUUUGAUGGUGAAAAUCUGGAGUCCCUCCAGGUGACACCCCAACAACUUCUCCGUUCCUCAUUCCGUUACUCCGACGAUUUAGUCCUCUCUGGUUCAGGUGAGACAAGAACCUGGGGGAUCUCAAGCACCACAGGAAAAAUUCUGUACCACUGCAACGAGGGAAGCUGCACUAAUAUGACAGGGAACGAGUCAUACCUGGGGCACCACGUGCUAAUAGUCCGAAGAUUUCAAGACACAAUUCGUGCAGCUGAGCCUCGAACAGGCCAGGAGAGAUGGAACUACUCAGUUGGACAACACGAUCUCGAAUUAAUUCCCAAUGACAACCAGAAAUGCAACAGUAAACUCCUGCAACAUAUUGAGAAUAUCGAACUACGAGUGAAUAUCCCUGAGGGUUUGAUCUGGGCGAUCAACAAAACAAAUCCUGGGAUUAAGCUCUGGCAGCAGAAAGUAGAAUCCCCAAUAGUGUCUGUCUGGCGAGAGCACGGGGAGCAGAAUGAAAUAGAGAAGGAAGGCAACAUCAGUAAAUUAACAGCCUUGAAUUUAUUCGAGAGUACCAAGUCGACCUGGGGAAAUGAAUAUGCAGUGAGCCCCGAUAUCUACGUGGGAAUGCACGAUCGUCAGCUAUACAUCCAGGAAAAUGUCAAGCACAUUAAACUCAUAGCGAGAACCACGGAAGCCUCUCGAAUAUAUCCCUGGCGUCCAUAUCCAGCCUCUGACACAGCUCUGGUGUUGCAUCAGGAGGAGAAUUCUCUCUCAACAGCCCUCUCCGUCCUCUACAACUCUGACUACAUCAAUGGAAAUGGUUUUUACCUGCACAGCAAAGAGAUUUUACAGCAGGAGGACUCCAGCCAAUGUAAUAAAACUCAGGUGCCCCUGUUGGAGGCAAGUCCCUCAGAGUCUAGAGAUGAUCUUGACUCUGAGGAAACCCCAGUACAAGUGAUCAUCGUCUCCCUCUGGUACUGGUGGAAGGAGGUUCUGAUAAUAUCUUUUAGCACAGCAAUUCUCCUGAAUUUUAUGCUGACACAACGCCUGCUCAAUGCCACCACCCCUGUCAAGGACGCAGUGGCUCCUCCUCUGAUAGUGGAGAGGCCACUGAUACCCAAGGAGAACAUCCCCAAACCCCUUCCUAGUCUGGAAUCCUCUGGGGAAUUUGUCUCGAGGUACUUGACAGACUUUGAUCCUGUAGACUGUCUAGGAAAGGGUGGAUAUGGUGUAGUCUUCGAAGCUAGAAAGAAGAUAGAUCACGUGAAUUACGCUGUAAAGAGGAUUACUCUUCCAAAUAAUGAGGACGCGAGAGAGAGAGUGAUGAGGGAGGUUCGAGCCCUAGCCAAUCUGGACCACCAGAAUAUAGUGAGGUACUUCCAUGCUUGGCUGGAGUGCCCACCAGCUGGAUGGAAGGAGGAGCACGACGAGAUGUACAUCAACAGGCAGAAUUUUUCACCCUCAGAGUUCCCCUCAGAGAUAUCAAUGACCCCCAGCAAACCCAACGCUUCAGUCUGCAUUGAUCUCCCAAACAGUGAGAAAUCAUCAGUCGACUCAGCCUUCGAGGCUCUUGAGCUCAACAAAAACAACGAUGACUCAUCAUUCAUAAUUUUCGAUGAGAGGAGUGAUGAAUCCGCGGUAACAGAAGAACUUUACGACUCUGCGGGGAUAACAGAGACUUCCGAAUCAAUUAAUCACCGUGAAGAUGAGAAUUUUGAAAGUCGUGAGGACUCUGAGUCCAUCGUCUUUCAGAACACCUGCAGCUCCCAUGAAAUCGAUAACAGAGAGAUGAAUAAGAGAAAAGCCUCUCUAUCCCUCAAUCUGGCUCAGAAGUCCUCGAAAAAGAUCCCCAGGAUGUUUCUCUACAUUCAGAUGCAACUUUGCCACAGGGAGAGCCUGAGGGAGUGGAUGAAACGUCAGACUCACAGCAGAAAUCCGGACAACGUAGAGAAUAUAUUCCAGCAGAUUGUGGAUGGAGUUGAGUAUGUGCACCUCCAUGGGCUCAUCCACAGGGACUUGAAACCCUCGAAUAUAUUUUUCUCGUACGAUAAGAAGGUGAAGAUUGGAGACUUUGGCCUGGCAACUGCCAUGACAGAAGAGUGGCAAGAGCCCAGAACUCCCAACGGAGGUGAGGGUGAAGGCCUGGGAAAUGGUCUUCACACUGCCCACGUGGGGACACACCUCUACAUGGCACCGGAGCAAAUGAAUGGCCAGGUCUACAAUUACAAAGUGGACAUCUACUCCCUGGGGAUCAUUUUGUUUGAGUUGUUGACUCCCUUUGGCACUGAUAUGGAGAGAAUGAUGGCCAUUCUAGACCUGAGAAAGGCCAUUUUCCCUGGGGGAUUCGGUGAUAAACAUCCCAGGGCCAUUGAUCUCCUGAGGAUGAUGCUGGCUGAAAAUCCUGGAAAGAGACCUACGACGUUGGGAAUCAAAGCUAGACCUCCCUUGGCUAAAAACGAAUGGAGGGUAGAGGGUGUGGGGGACGAGAGCAAGUGGCAUUUUGAUCUACCCCAGAUCAGCAGGCAUUCCUCAGUUAAUACCAGUAGCAGUGGAGAGUCCUGGGAUAUAAGUACGUCCUAGUGAUAAUUUCCAUAAUUUACAUUCUACUGAUAAAUGUUAAGUUUUAACGGUUGAGUUAAUCAGACUCGGUUGUACGAAUUAUUCAUUAAAAAAUUACUGUUAUAAAUGUAGAUUAGAGUAUGAAGUGAAUUCUCCAGUGAUGAGUACUAUUAUUUACGAAUGAACAUUCUCUCUGCAUUUUGUGAGAGUGUACUCGACUUUUUAUGUAAAUAGAAUCAAAUAAGAUAACUUAAUUUUUUUAUAAUGAAGAUCAUAAUUGUGAACCUUAUCUUAAUAAUGGAACACCACUUUGUAUUCUCAAAGUAUUUAUUCAUUAAAGCAGUCAUGAAGAUUUAAUGACUUGUACGAUGAAAAAGUGUCUUGAAUUCAUUAAAAUUCUGAGGUCGUUCGAUCGAACAUGGAUUAAUCAAUAAUGAACUUUUGUCAAUUAUCUUAAUUA